UAUUUUAGUCUUCUGCUUGAGUUAGAGGUUAUGUGUGGUUGUCGAAAUUCGGUAUUUUUUUAUCGGUUUAUCAUAGAUUUCAUUAGAUAAUAUGAAAAGUGCGUAUAGAAAUAUUUUACGAUAACACAGUUUAACCAUUUGAUAACUAGUCAAAUAUCAAGUUAAUGUUUGCUUUAUAUCGGUUAUGGACUCAUCGCUUGUAAUUAGAGGUUAUGUUUACUUCUUGUAGUAUAUAGUAAUAGUAACCUUGUUUUUAUCUCUUUUAUUGAGAAUGAUUUAAACAUAAUAUUAUAAGAUAACUGAAUUUUAAUUGUUGUAGUAGCCUAGCCUGUAUAAUGCUUUCUAAAAGUACUUUAUUAACAGCGAUUGGAAGUUUGUUUAUAAAAGAAAAGGACAAGAUUGGAACUAGUAAUCAUGAUGAGUUAAUGUCCACGGUGAUAGAAAAACUGGAGAGUAUUGGGAGCUUUUCCAUUCUAAAUGAGCUGCAGCAUCUACAAAAUAUAUAUAAUAAGAUUCCCUACAGUACAAGGUCAAAUGAAUGGAGGAUUGUUUGUCUGGGUCUAGAAGCUUUGCUGUGUUUGAAAGAGAAGUUGCAAAGUGAGACAGAUGAGGCAGAGAGACUGCUCAGUGUCGCUCACCAGAGAUCCGUUAGAACUCUUCUGGACCAGAUAGUUUCCUUUGGCCUGCAACCUAACCUGCUCCCUGGUGUACAGCCUGUCACUCAAAGUGUUCUCUACAACUCACCUACUUCCUGUCACUCAAAGUGUUCUCUACAACUCACCUACUUGUUUGUCUCUUGUUGCAGUGAAUGGAGGAUUGUUUGUCUGGGUCUAGAAGCUUUGCUGUGUUUGAAAGAGAAGUUGCAAAGUGAGACAGAUGAGGCAGAGAGACUGCUCAGUGUCGCUCACCAGAGAUCCGUUAGAACUCUUCUGGACCAGAUAGUUUCCUUUGGCCUGCAACCUAACCUGCUCCCUGGUGUACAGCCUGUCACUCAAAGUGUUCUCUACAACUCACCCACUUUUUUUUCAGAUAUUGAGAAGUAUGAGUGCCUGUGCGUGGUUACACUCACUCUGGUGGAACUCUACCGAAACGACACUUUCCACCCGAUUGUGCUGCCACAGUUCCUGUCUCCGAUAUUGUGUGCGCUGUGUCAGCUGACAAUGGUGCCGCUCAAGAAAUCAGCAGAUAUGUAUCCACGACUACAACAGGAGCGUCUAAUCUUCCAACAACACCUUGAUCAUCUGGUUACCCGACUGUAUCAGCCUUUAGUCAUCAAGGAACUCAUGAUUAUUGAAGGAAAUAAGAAAUGUCCCAAGUGGCUGAAGAGGGGUGUGGGUAAACUGUUGACCAAUCAGUUACACCAACCCACCGGAGUGUUGGCAAUCGUGCAGGCUGUGAGAGAUGCUGCCAACUGUGCAGCACCAACAUCCACUGCUCACCUGGAGUCCAUAGCUCAGGUCAUCACUGCAUCUCCUGAUUUGCAGAAAAUCUCUUCACAGAUUCUUGAGCUGUUGGACUCCAGUGAUGCUGAGAUGGUCCGGGUGGCUGUGUUGUGUAUUAAGACCCUCUACACCAGAGAUGUCACAGCCUGCAACACACAUCUGUUGCAACCCUUGACAAGGCCUCUGACACACGCUCCUUCAUCAGAGCAGAGUCUCUCCGUCUGUCUACAGAGGCUCCACAAGUGCUUUGCAAUUCCUGCUAGUGAUUUCUGGUGUCUACCAUCCAAACUCCUCCUCACUCACAUCCACGUUUUAUUUCAACUGUAUUGCAAGGUCUACCAGAGUGCUUGUCAUCUUCUGAAACUAGUAGAGGACUUGGUGUGGUGUUUUCUGUCAAAGUGUGAAGAAACUUUGCUGAGAAGUGUUUUUCGUUCCUUCAUAUUUCGAGAAAGAAUUCCUUGCAUUGAGAUAGCAGAUGGCUUGGAAUUCGCAUUUGGAGAUGGUGGAGGAAUUGAAGUCAUUCCAUCACAACAGAGUGAGCAUUCCCUCGAAGAGUUUGGUGACUGUUUCAUGGUACUUUUGGAACGGAGGGACAUUAACGGUUUGGUAGGAAACAAACUUUUUGUGUCACUCCUCGAGUUUGCCGCUGAGGAAAAGGAGUUGGACACCGUGGACAUGUUUGAAAGGCAGCUAGUGACUGUGAAACUUCUAGCCGUGUUGUCGGAAUCUCCUACUGUUCAGAAAAGCUUGAGUAGAGACCCUGAACCUGUUGUGAGGUUUUUAAGAACUAUGCUAGACAAUUUCUUGAUGAAUUUAAAUCACGAAUUGGAAAUAAUCAGUAUAGUUUUAGUGGUCUUAAAUGUGAUUUUAAAUGACUGUGUAUAUGCUAAGAAUGUUCCUUGGCAAGUUUUUGAAGGACUGAAGGAGCCUCUCGGACAGUUGAAAAGUAAAACUGAUAAUCUUGAGUUGCGACUGCUCGCAGAGGAGGCUCAUGAAGUGAUAAUGACUUGUGGCGGAGUAAAGCCAGAGAGAAAAGCUAGUAAUGUUACUAAAAAAGAAAAUUCAACGAGGCUCGAUGCUAAUAAGCCUUUUGAGAAAACCAGCACUUGUGAUGAGGCCUUGAAAGAUGCUUGUGAUCCUCUACUUCCUGUGAGAGGACAUGCGAUCUUACAGCUGGGGAAACUGCUAGCUUCUGGUGACAGGUGGGCCAAAGCCAAAAAGGACCAAAUCCUGUGCAUUUUCCAGGAAAAUCUGAAGCAAGAAGACUCAUUUCUGUACCUGAGCGCCAUUGAAGGGCUUGCAGUGGCAGCUGCGGAGUUCCCAGACUCUGUCAUCGUCUCUCUUACUGAACAGUUUAGUCGGAACUCCCUUGCAGCAGAGACAAGGCUCAAAGUUGGCGAAGCUCUCAUCAGGGUCACUAAGCUACUUGGAGAACUGGUGCCAGUUUACAAGACGGAAUUGAUCAAUGCCUUCCUCUGUGGCACCAGAGACGAGGAUUUCUUGGUGAGAGCCUCCAGCCUUUCCAACUUGGGAGAGCUGUGUCGCGUCCUGGGCUUCCGGGUCGGUCCCAUCGUGGCUGAGGUGUUGGACUGUUCACGAUGCUUGGUGGCCAGAGACCCGUCCGUGGAAGUGCGCAGAGCAGCCGUCAUGCUCGUCUCCUUGCUUCUCAAAGGACUACAGAAAGAUGCUCUUGUGGUUCUGCAGGAUGUGCUGUUGGAGUUGUACCGAACCCUUAAGCAUAUCUACUCGUCUGACAGAGACGAUGUUACGCGGCUUCACGCACAACUGGCGCUAGAGGAGCUCAAUUCAGGCACAUUGGCCUUCCUCCUCCCUGCACCAUCAAUGUCAAAGAGAAUUUUUGUUCUAGACCCACCAACAUAAAAGGUAGCCUACAGUUUGUAAAUAUGUUUUAUGAAUAAAUUAUAUAUUUUUAAACUUA
Messenger RNA from Homalodisca vitripennis (glassy-winged sharpshooter), 3381 nucleotides. Its product is annotated as transport and Golgi organization protein 6 homolog. The record is from RefSeq and is a predicted model, not a curated record. The coding region runs from base 336 to 3323 and encodes 995 amino acids. Lineage: Eukaryota; Metazoa; Arthropoda; Insecta; Hemiptera; Cicadellidae. The transcript is spliced from 11 exons. Gene Ontology annotation, biological process: protein secretion.